Molecule: messenger RNA, 396 nt
Organism: Cooperia oncophora
Lineage: Eukaryota; Metazoa; Nematoda; Chromadorea; Rhabditida; Trichostrongylidae
Source: the annotation of a GenBank genome assembly
AUGGAAAAAGUGGUCACAUAUUUCCAGAACGUUCUGUCAGUGAAUGUCAGUGCGGAUACCUACGAUACUCCUGCCUGGUUGAGAAAUGUUUGCCAACAGAUCGUGAGCGGAAUAGCUUGGUGCAAGGUCAAUAACCAGCGCGUUUCGUUCUUCUUGAAGCCCGGACUCGAAGGAUGUGACGUCUCCGAAUUGGUACGAACUAUUGGCGACGAACUUGCCCAAUGUGAACAGCUUGCUAUACGUGCCGGAAAAAGAGUGCCUACGGAUAACGGUCUCAAGCUCACACCACAGGCCGCCCUCUUGGACGAGCUGUCUCGACUGCCAACGCCAAGGAGUCAGUCAGUCACCGCUCAACCGUAUUACACGCGAACCGAUGAAGCUGAGGAAAAACCUGUG